Molecule: messenger RNA, 1134 nt
Organism: Spinacia oleracea (spinach)
Lineage: Eukaryota; Viridiplantae; Streptophyta; Magnoliopsida; Caryophyllales; Amaranthaceae
Exons: 2
Coding region: 1-1134 (377 amino acids)
Source: RefSeq, a predicted model, not a curated record
AUGAAUGAGAUUAUGACUAAAGUCAAUGAUGCUUUGGGUAUUUCUGGUGACUAUGGGAUCUCAUGGGGAAAUGUUGCGAACUCGAUUAUCCCAAAUACAGAGCAUGAGGAAACAGAGCAUUUAGAGAAGGAGAUUGAAGCAAGUGCAGAACCAGAUGCUCAGCGUAGACUUAACAUGGGAGGCAAACCUUCUUGGGCUACCAUUGUCAAUGGAAGUUCGCUUACUGCAAACGGUACCCCUCUGUCGUUUAUCUCCCCCACUAUUGUGGAUGGUAAGCCUAUUGGUUUGCUUAACAAGAUAGAUGUUGAUAAUAUGGUUGCAAUUUGGAAUUGCUCUAUUGUGAUGUACAUUGUGGGAGAUAUGCCUUCCAUUGGAGCUGUUAUUAGGUUCAUUGCAAAAGAAUGGGUGAAUGUUUCUACUCCGAAGGUUUUCCUUCAAGAUGAAGGUUAUUUUGUCAUCAGAUUUGCUAGUAGGAAAGAUAGGGAUUCUGUUUUGAUGGCUGGACCUUAUUCCUUUUUCAAUAGGCCAAUGAUUGUCAAGCCAUGGUCUGCUAAGUUUAACUUUCAGGAAGAAAUUUUGGGAGUCAUUCCUGUGUUGGUUAGGCUGCCAAAUUUGCCAUUGAAUUAUUGGGGUCCAGAUUCUCUGAGUAGAAUUGGUAGUUUGUUGGGGAUCCCCUUAUUUGCUGAUGAAUGUACUUCUUCCCAAAUGAGAGUGUCCUUUCCUAGAUUGUUGGUGGAAAUUGAUGUCACUAAACCUCUUCCAAAGCAUGUUAUGCUACAGGAUCCUUCUGGUGGCACCUUUACUCAGCCAGUUUUGUAUGAUUGGCUUCCACCUUACUGUGGUACUUGUAAGGUGGUGGGUCAUAUUUGUGGUGAGGGCAUGAAGCAAACAACUAGAUUCAAGCCUGUUGUACCAGUGAAGAUGAAGAAGGAUAUCAGUAAUAAUCCUGUUGCAGAUGGGAAAGUUACUCACACUCCUGUCACUCAUGAUGAUGGUUGGAGAAUUGUUACUAGGAGACGAAGGGACCCUAAACCACCUAGACAUAUUCUUGGUUUGGCACAAGUACAAGCUGUUACCAGGGGGUUCUCUUUCGACGGAGGGGGUGAAGGGGAGGAGGGUUUUGACAUUGGUUAA